Molecule: messenger RNA, 6232 nt
Organism: Manihot esculenta (cassava)
Lineage: Eukaryota; Viridiplantae; Streptophyta; Magnoliopsida; Malpighiales; Euphorbiaceae
Exons: 8
Coding region: 517-5892 (1791 amino acids)
Source: RefSeq, a predicted model, not a curated record
CCUUUGGACCCAUAAAAAUUUUCACUUUUCUCCGUUUCUCUUUUUCCUCUUAUUUCCACAAUUUCUUUUUCUUUUUCUUUUCCUUUUUUUAAAGAAAACCCUAAACCAAACCCUCCUCUCUUCAAAAUUUCACAAUUUUAAAUUACAUUGCUUAAUUAGAUUUUUUUCUCACACUUCCUCUUUUAGUUUUCUUCCAGAUGAAUACUCAUUUCUAUAGUUGAGCUGCCAUUUCCUUUAAUAUCUCAAACCCAUUCCCCUAAAUCGGUGUAACAAAAAUCCAAUCUUUUCUUACACUCUUUCUUUCCCACAUUUCAGAACUCAUUGAUCUUCCAUUUUACUCAUUACCCGUUUCAAUUUUGAUCCUCGUGAUCGUGAACGAUCAAUAAAGUUUGCAUUUUGUUGUACAAAUUCAGAGAAUUUUUGUACUUCUCGUUUUGUACAAUCUGCAUUUUAUUAUAUCCUUUUUGUAGAUUAGUGUUGUCAUUUUCUUCUUAGAGGAAACUUGGUUAUGUGUCGAUGGAGAACAUUGGAGAGGCAGCGGAUGAUCAGGGCUCAGGAUGGUUUGAAGUGAAGAAGAAGCAUAGAAGUAGUGCAAAGUUUUCUGUAAAGAGUUGGUCUGGUGGAUUUUUGGGAAAAAAUGGUUCUGGUUAUCAGCUUACUCAGCCUUUGUCUGGUGAAAAAAGUGGGAAUUUGCGUGGCCAUCGUAGAUCCCAGCUUCCAAAAUCAGGACCAACUCUAUCCUCAAAUAGCUUUGAUAAUGUUGCUAAUUCUGCUUCAAUGUCAAAUCAAGACGAAAAUGGUGUCUUCUAUGCUGAUAAAGCAGAGGCUAAAGGGGAUAGUGGAGAUGGCAAGUUGCAACAGUUGUCUGGCACUAAUUCUAGUGCCAAAGCUGGAGAUACUCAGAAAAUAUUAGAUGCAGAUAAGCCUGAUGUGUUUCCCAAAAUCAAAUGGGGUGAUCUAGAGGAUGAUGUUUUGGUAAUGCAUUAUGAUAACAAUUCUCGAGCUGCUGUCAAACUUGCUGAUACUGGAGGUAAUGAUUUACUGGCUGGAAAGCUUGAGGAUAAUUGUCAUUUGGUUUCUGAAGUUUCUUCUUCCACCAAUCUCCAAGAAAAUAAACUGAUGACAACAUCUGUAGAUGUAGAUAUUUAUCCUGAUCAAACUAUCGCUCCUAAUAAGGAGGACUUAACUGAAAUUAUCUGUAAAGAGAUGAGUGACAUGACUGCUUCAAAUGAUAUUUCAAAUAGCAAGGAAAUACAUAAUGAUAAUGAACAUUUUAAACCAAUAGAGAAUUAUUUAAGUUCUAAUUGUCAAUUGGGUCAGGCUGGGAUAGUGUUGACAUGUAAGGUGCCUGCUGUUGUUUCUAAGGUAAAUGAUACAGAAGUUUCUGACGUAUCAGUCAGAAGUAGGAAUUCAGCAGCAGUUCCACAGGACUGUGAAUCAAUUCUAACUGGAAAGUGUGAACCCGAAAUUUCUAGGGACACUGGUAUUGUGGUGGAACUUCAUUCGCCUGUUGCAUCUGCAGUAAAUGAGUUAAAACCUUCUGAAUUAACAGUUACAAAUGGGAAUUCUGGCACAAUGGUGAAUACUCUGGAUGGUGAAUUGCAUCCAUCUAAAAAGAGUGAUCCUGAAAUUUCUAGAGAUUCUGGAAUAGUGGAGAAACCUCAGUUGCCUGCUAUAGCUGAGGUAGAUGAGUCACUAAUAUCUGAAGUAUCUGAUAUAAAUGGGAACUCAAAUACAGCAGUAGCUGCCCAUAAUAUUGAGACACUUGCAAAUGAAAAGCAUGGACCUGAAGUUUCAGGAGAUUCUAGAGUAAUGUCAGUUUCUGUUGGGAGCUAUGGAAAAGAAAGUGAACUGUUGAAGACCAAGACUAUGAACCCCCUUGAGGAAGGUGAGAUAGGUGAAAGCAAAGAAAGGUUCAGGGAACGACUUUGGUGCUUUCUGUUUGAGAAUCUUAACAGGGCUGUAGAUGAACUUUACCUUCUUUGUGAACUUGAAUGUGAUAUGGAGCAAAUGAAAGAGGUCAUUCUUGUUCUUGAGGAAGCUGCAUCUGAUUUUAAAGAACUGACUACUCGAGUUCAGGAGUUUGAAACUGUGAAAAGGUCCUCUUCUCAAUCAUUUGAUGGGAUUUCAGUUCCUUUGAAGUCUGACCAUCGCAGACCACAUGCUCUCUCGUGGGAGGUCCGGAGAAUGACUACUUCACCUCACAGAGCGGAGGUGCUAUCUUCAUCUUUGGAGGCUUUUAAGAAAAUUCAACAAGAAAGAGCAAACAUGCUAACAGCCAAUAAUGGAAAAACCCUGGCUCUUGAGUGUUCUAAUCACCAACAUGUGCCUGAUGAUAAUUUGAGGAAAUCAGCUGGUAAAAAGGUUAUGGUACUAAAUGCUAGAGAUUCAAUAAUAAAAUCAAGGAAACAAAGUGGAGAUUCAGAUUUCACUCUGAGUAGUUUGAAUGGUGAGAAGCGAAACGUUGAAUUAGGCAGGACCAAUAAAGUAAACUUUGUGCAAAAUGGUCAUGUUCAUUCUCAUAACCCAUCCUCAUCUGAUGCCAAUGUAUCUCGGUUGCCUUCUAGGGAGACUUCUGCUUCCUCUGGUGCUGGAAAGAGCAAGAGAGAAUCUGAAUCAGACAAGCAACUUCAUAAGAAAGAGAAAACUUUGGCAGAAAAUACCAUUGAGAAAAACCAAAAAUCCACCGAUCCCCCUCGGAAACAGUUUCUUCUUUCUGAAAAGGAUAAGGAAAAGAGAAAUUCUAAUUCGUGGAAGUCAAUGGAUGCAUGGAAGGAGAAGAGGAAUUGGGAGGACAUACUUUCAUCUCCUUUCCGUGUCUCGUCCCGCAUUUCACAUUCACCAGGUAUGAGCAGAAAAAGUGCUGAGCGUGCACGUAUUUUGCAUGAUAAACUUAUGUCACCUGAGAAGAAGAAGAAAACUGCUGUGGAUUUGAAAAAGGAAGCAGAAGAAAAGCAUGCACGGGCUAUGAGGAUCAGAAGUGAGUUGGAGAAUGAAAGAGUUCAAAAGCUUCAGCGUACGUCUGAGAAGUUAAAUCGAGUAAAUGAAUGGCAGGCUGUACGCACUAUGAAGUUACGAGAGGGAAUGUAUGCUCGCCACCAGCGUAGUGAAUCUCGACAUGAAGCUUUUCUAGCUCAAGUUGUCAGGAGAGCUGGUGAUGAAAGCAGUAAAGUUAACGAGGUUCGUUUUAUUACUUCCUUGAAUGAAGAAAAUAAGAAGCUGAUGUUGCGCCAGAAACUUCAUGAUUCUGAGUUGAGGAGAGCUGAAAAACUUCAAGUGAUAAAAACAAAACAAAAAGAAGAUAUGGCUAGAGAGGAAGCUGUUUUAGAACGAAGAAAACUUAUUGAAGCUGAAAAGCUGCAGCGUCUUGCCGAGACACAGCGGAAAAAAGAAGAGGCUCAAGUUAGAAGAGAAGAGGAGCGCAAAGCGUCAAGUGCAGCUCGUGAAGCAAGGGCCAUUGAACAACUUAGAAGGAGGGAGGAGCGUGCCAAAGCCCAGCAAGAAGAAGCUGAACUGUUGGCACAGAAAUUAGCUGAGAGACUUAGUGAGAGUGAGCAACGUCGCAAGUUUUACCUUGAACAGAUACGAGAGAGAGCAUCUAUGGAUUUCAGGGAUCAGUCUUCACCUUUAUUACGCAGAUCCAUGAACAAAGAAGGCCAAGGCCGAUCUACACCAACUACCAGUGGUGAAGUGUAUCAAGAAAACAGUGUUGCAAGUUCAGGAAAUUCUACUUCUACAAUUGCUACAGGAAAUGUCACAUUGCAGCAUUCAUUGAAGCGACGGAUUAAGAAGAUUCGGCAAAGACUUAUGGCUCUUAAGUAUGAAUUUCCUGAGCCUCCAGUUGGUUCUGAAAAUGCUGGUAUUGGAUACAGAACUGCAGUGGCAAGUGCUAGAGCAAAACUUGGAAGGUGGCUUCAAGAACUUCAAAGACUUCGACAGGCAAGAAAAGAAGGGGCUGCAAGCAUAGGCCUCAUUACUGCUGAGAUGAUCAAGUUUUUGGAGGGCAAGGAGCCUGAGCUGCAGGCUUCUCGACAAGCAGGACUGCUUGAUUUUAUUGCUUCUGCAUUGCCUGCAUCUCAUACAUCAAAACCUGAAGCUUGCCAGGUUACAAUACACCUUCUAAAACUUUUGCGAGUCGCCCUAUCUGUACCUGCAAACCGGAGUUAUUUUCUAGCUCAAAAUCUUUUACCUCCAAUCAUUCCCUUGCUCUCUACAGCCCUUGAGAACUAUAUAAAGAUUGCAGCAUCUUUAAAUGCCCCUGGGAUUACCAACCUGCCAUCAAGCAAAACAUCAGUUGAAAAUUUUGAGUCAAUAUCUGAAGUACUGGACAAUUUCUUAUGGAUUGUUGGAGCUGUUAUUGGUCAUACAAGUUCUGAUGAAAGGGAACUCCAAAUGCAAGAUGGCUUGCUGGAGCUAUUGAUUGCUUACCAAGUUGUUCACCGGUUGCGAGAUCUUUUUGCACUUUAUGACAGGCCUCAAGUGGAAGGCUCACCAUUUCCUUCUUCUAUUCUUUUAAGCAUACAUCUGUUGGUUGUUUUAACAUGCAGACCCAAGACUUAUAGUUCCAUUGACUGGGAAACUUCUCCAAUUGAAACCGUUCUUGGAUUUGACAAUCAAGAAUCUAAACCAGCAGAGAUUGCUGCAGAUAUGACCUCUGAAGAAUGCAGACCUCCACUAUCUGUAUUAAAUGGUAGUGCAGUUGCAGAUAUAGCAGAGGAUAGACCAUUACAUGAAUCAUGUAGUAAGAGUGAUGAGUCAUCAUCCAUUGGCAAAGAUGGUGAGAAGAAACCAACUUGUAGUUCGGCAGAAUUGAAUGAUGCCAAUAUUAACUUGAAAGAUGUUCCAUAUGAAUUCAAGAAAGUUCUGAUCGAGGAGAGGGAUGAUAAACACAUGGUCAGUAAUGGUGCAGAGCAAAAGAAUAAUAACACAUUUAGCAUGAAGCAACCGGUGCCUUUUCUUCUUUCUACCAUAUCUGAAACUGGACUGGUCAGUCUUCCCUCUUUGCUGACAGCUGUGCUAUUGCAAGCAAACAAUAGAUUGUCCUCUGAGCAGGGUUCAUAUGUCCUUCCAUCUAAUUUUGAAGAGGUGGCAACUGGUGUGCUGAAGGUUUUGAACAAUUUGGCUCUUUUGGAUAUUACAUUUAUGCAGAAAAUGCUGGCUAGGCCAGAUUUGAAAAUGGAAUUUUUCCAUUUAAUGAGUUUUCUUCUUUCUCAUUGCACUAGCAAAUGGAAAGUAGCUAACGACCAGGUUGGGUUGCUUCUGCUUGAAUCUCUUUUGCUGCUCGGUUAUUUUGCUUUGUUCCACCCUGAAAAUCAAGCUGUCCUCCGGUGGGGAAAGAGUCCUACAAUACUUCACAAGGUAUGCGAUCUGCCAUUUGUGUUCUUCAGUGAUCCUGAAUUGAUGCCAGUUUUGGGUGGCAUGCUGGUUGCUGCCUGUUAUGGAUGUGAGCAGAACAAGUCUGUGGUUCUGCAAGAAUUGAGUAUGGAUAUGCUACUCUCCUUGUUAACAUCUUGCAAGAGUGUUUCGCUGGCAGAUCGAACCAAUCAAACUUCUGACAAUUUGCCUCUUGAUGAUUGUGUCGAAAGUAAUCAACAGAAUCCUGAUCUAAAAAAAUCUCAUGGAGAUAUUCCAUUGAAAUCCAACCGUUACAACACUAAAAGCGCUAGAGUUUCUUUGGGGAAAGCUGGUGUCUUAGGAAACAGUGUCAGAGGCAGCAAGAUGAGAAGCCAAAGGGACUGCAAAGCAACAAAAAUUGGUGAAGAAAUGGCUUUGAAGCAUAGUCCAGUGGCUCCUGAAACUUCUGUGAUGUUGCAUUCUAGGUUCCCUAGUAGCUUCAUUGACAGGGUGGAGCAGUUCUUUUCAGCAGGGACCGGCAACGCAGCUGAAGUUUAAAUCAAACAUGCCAUAAUUCUUGAUCUUUAUACAGAUGUUGCUGCACAUGCUAUGCUUUGAAGGAUAUGAUCCCUUUAGAAUUCAUGGGUACCAGUCAUGAAAGGGAAAGUCAGUGAUUCACUGAUAAAGGGGACUUCUGGAACUUAGAUUGUGGUAGAAGAAAAAAUAAUUUUGGCACUAACACAAGUCAAGAUCAAGAUCGAUUAGAAUGUAGGUGAUAUUUAUGUGUAAAAAACUCUCAUCCAUUUAUUUACAUGUGAAACCCACAUCCCAGUAUAAAGUUACAUGACAUUCAAGUUUUUAAUCAUACAUAGUGUUCAAAGAGCACUGAUUUCUCUCA